This is a messenger RNA of Branchiostoma belcheri (Belcher's lancelet), 4406 nucleotides long. Its product is annotated as lethal(2) giant larvae protein homolog 1-like. Gene Ontology annotation, cellular component: plasma membrane; cortical actin cytoskeleton; cytoplasm. Gene Ontology annotation, molecular function: GTPase activator activity; syntaxin binding; myosin II binding. The record is from RefSeq and is a predicted model, not a curated record. Lineage: Eukaryota; Metazoa; Chordata; Leptocardii; Amphioxiformes; Branchiostomatidae. Gene Ontology annotation, biological process: regulation of protein secretion; cortical actin cytoskeleton organization; establishment of spindle orientation.
UUUACCUAGCGUGGGUAGUAAUCGGUCGUGCGUGGCCGUUGUACGUCCGGUUUUUACUUUGGCGCGAUUUCGAAUUCCAGGCCACAAGUUUUGGGCUUGGCUCUCCACCAGCAGCUGUUUGGGUUUCCCAGCCGCUAAACUCGAGGCAGUUUGAAUCCUCUCUGCACCGUGAGCCCCAGUUCCGCGGCCGUGUGCCUGUUGUUCGGGCCAGACGACUUGACUUGCGAUAAGCUCGAGUUCUUGUGGAUUUGAUCGUGUGGGAGGGCACGAACACAACAACCAAACAUGCUCAAGUUCGCCAGGACUCGCUUCAAGCGCGGGGCUACCGACGCCGAGAGGGAGAAGCUCAAGCAGGAACUCUUCACCUUCAGGAAGACCGUUGAACAUGGGUUUCCGCAUCGCCCCAGCGCUGUGGCCUUUGACCCCGAGAUGAAACUACUGGCGAUCGGCACCCGCUCUGGCCUCAUUAAGAUCUAUGGCCAGCCAGGUGUGGAGUUCUCGGCCAGACACUCGGUGGAGAGUCAGAUCAUCAGGCUCUUCUUCCUGCCCAACGAGGGCCGACUGAUCAGUCUGCUGGAUGACAACUCGCUGCACCUGUGGGAGGUCAACAUCAAGGAUGGCAAGUCUGUCCUGGAGGAGGUCAAGGACUUUUCCCUGGAGGGCAGGCUGAAGAAGAUCUCGGUGUGCUGCCUGCCAUCCACACAGGAGCACCUGUUCCUGGGUACAGAGGGAGGAAACAUCUACCUGCUGGACGUCAAGACAUUCCAGCUGCUGGACCACAUCAUCUACCAGGAUGUCGUCAUGCAGAAUGUGCCUGAUGACUACAAGGCAAACCCUGGCGCGGUGGAGGCCAUCGCCGAGCACCCAACGGACUCAAACAAACUUCUCAUUGGCUACAACCGUGGACUGAUCGUCCUGUGGGACAACAAGUCCUGCAAUGCCGAGCAGACGUAUGUUGCGCCCCAGCAACUGGAGUCCCUGGCGUGGCAUCGCUCCGGUGACCAGUUCAUGAGCGCUCACGCUGACGGCAGCUACUGCAUCUGGAACUCCGCAGACGCCUCCAAACCUGCACAGAACGCCACCAUCCCAUAUGGACCUUUCCCAUGCAAGGCCAUUAACAAGAUACAAUGGCUGACCACAAAAAGUGAGCCGUUCAUCGCGUUCUCAGGAGGCAUGCCGCGUGCCAGCUACGGGGACCGUCACUGUGUCACCGUCAUGCAGGGGAAGACUCACGUCGUGUUCGACUUCACAUCGCGCGUGGUCGACUUCUUCACCAUCGGAGACACUGACCGAGAAUGCGAGUGGGAUGACCCCCACACCCUGGUGGUCCUGGCUGAGGAGGAGCUGGUUCUGAUGGACCUGCAGUCGGAGGGCUGGCCGACGUUCCGCAUGCCGUACCUGUCCUCCCUCCACUCCUCCGCCAUCACGUGCUCCGCCGUACAGACCAACGUGCCCGACCAGCUGUGGGACAAGAUCACGGCCGCCGGGGAUGCACAGAUGGCCGCCAACCACACCAGCAGGGAGUGGCCGAUUGAUGGUGGCAGUGUCCUGUCAGAGACCCCGACAUCAAAGGACCUGCUACUGACUGGACACGAGGACGGCUCUGUGCGGUUCUGGGAUGUGUCGACCCCAGCGCUGCGUCUGCUGUACAAACUGGACACCAAGGCGUACUUCAGCACACAUGACGACAGCGAGGUGGUGGCCGCCGCAGACGCCGGCGAGGAGGACUGGCCGCCAUUCCGCAAAGUGGGUACGUUUGACCCGUACAGUGAUGACCCUCGGCUGGGUGUGCAGAAGAUCCUGCUGUGCCCGUGGAGCGGCACGCUGGUGCUGGCCGGUACUGCAGGACAGGUGGUGCUGCUGGAUAUCAACACAGAGGAGGCCGAGGUGGACCUGGAGGUGACGACUGUGAACAUUGUGAAUGACCGGGAUGGGUUUGUGUGGAAAGGACACGACAGUCUGACCCCCAGGAGCACAACUGUGAAGGUUCCCGCCGGGUUCCAGGCCAAACACCUGGUCCAGUGUACCCCACCAGCCUCAGUCACUGCCCUGGCCAACCACUCAGAAAACCAGCUGCUUGCCAUUGGAACCAGCCAUGGCUUCUCCAUCUUUGACUACGUACAGAAGAAGGUGAUCCUCACCAAGUGCACCUUGAACCCCAACGACCUCUCAGCCACCGGGGAGAGCAGCAUGUCCCGCCGCAAGUCCCUCAAGAAGUCGCUGAGGGAGUCCAUCAGACGCCUGAGGAAACGUGGGUCACGGAGCACGCCAUCCAAGAAGGAGGCCAAGCCCAGGGUGGAGGCCGUGCCGACGACAGAUCUGGACGCUCCAGAGAAGGGGGAGGAGGCAGCGGCGCCCGUACAGAGGCUCGUGGAGGCAAGGCAACCAGAUGGAGACAUGGCCAGCAUGGUGAGAUGUCUGGUGUUUGCAGAAACAUUCCUACGUGAGGGUGCCUCAGCCGGGCUGUCUCUAUGGGCCGGCACCAACUCAGGCGGCAUCUUUGUGUACAGUGUGACCAUGCCGGAGGCAGACAAGAGAGAGGAGGAGGAUGUGGUGGCAGAACUGGGCAAAGAAGUCCAGCUGAAGCAUCGUGCCCCCGUCGUGGCUCUAAGUGUGAUGGACGCCAGCAGCGUACCCCUGCCCGACCCCAUGGACGUGAAACACGAGCGGGCGGACGCCCCCAACAUGAACGGCGCCCACACUGUGGUGAUCGCCAGCGAGGAACAGUUUAAGGUGUUCACUCUGCCCAGACUGAAGGAGAAGACCAAGUACAAGCUGACAGCCAAGGAAGGAGUCAGGGUCAGGAAGGUCGGCUUCACACAAUAUCGCAGCCGCAGUGAUGAGAAGCAUUUGGAGCAGCACCUGAGUCUGGUGACCAAUGUGGGCGACUUCCUGGUGUUCAGCAUCCCACAGCUGCGCAGGCAGGUGCAGCACAGCUGCAUGAGAAAGGAGGACAUCAACGGCAUCACCUCCACCAUCUUCACCAGGGACGGAGAAGCGUUCUUCUUGCUGUCCCCAUCGGAACUGCAGCGGUGCACGUUGUCGGCCAGGGUGGCGGUGGAACCCCUGUGUAUGUUGGAACUGCCCGAGGGUGCCCGGCCCGCACCCCCUCCCGAACCUGAACCUGAGGCCCCAGCAGAGGCUGAGGGAGAGGGGGAGAAGACUGAAGAGGAGAAGCCGGCAAGUGUACCAGAGACUCUUCCAAGUGUUCCUGCCAUCGUUGUAGAAACCAGCCCUCCAAACCCAGUUGAGGAUGAGACAGAAGAAGCAGCAGCUGAGGAGGCAGCGGCACCAGAAAAGCCAGAAUCUGAACACGAAGCAGAAGGUGUGCUUGCUGACAUCCAGAAGACCCUGGAGAACACCAGCAUUCUGGACAGUACAGCGGACGAGUCAAAGGACUCAGUCGGGGACAUCACACUGGACGAAAUCAAGGAUUACAUCGCGUCAAAAGAAGGCCCAGAUGAGGGCAGUGCAGACAAGCCUGCUGUAGAUGAAGCCCCUAACGAGGAGGCUGGUGCUGAGGAACAAGCCAACAGCACGCAAGAUGCUGUAACAGAAAACGCUGUAACAGCAGACAGUGAACAAACAGAGGGAGGCAUUGUUGCUAAUGAUGAGAUUCCGACAACUAAGACCACUGGACUUAAAGAGGAAGACCAAGAGGACCAACAAGUAUCAGAACCACUGCAGGAACUCAGAAUCACAGAGGGCGAUGACGACAAGUAGUUGUUGAGAAGUAGUAGAGUAUGAGCCAGGCAAGGCUGGUGUUGGAGGAGGGUUGACCAGGCAUAGCCUGCUCUGUAGAAUCAUGUUUGAAAAUUGCUAUUGAGAAUGAUGUGAGGAUGAAAAUGAUGAAUUGCUGACCGAUCAAUGCUUACCAUUCCAUGAACUGAAAAGUUACUGAUUCUGUAACAAUUCUAGCCGAGAUCAGGAUCGAGAUGGUGGAAAAGAGUUUUUAACACCCUAACAAAUGAAUUUUUCUGGAGGUCUAACCUGUUUGUAUGGUAAUAAUAAUGUACAUUUUGUAGAAUGCUGUGGUGGAGGCCUUGUCAAUAUCGCAUGAGGCUGCUAAUUGUAAGCACUGGAUGAUCUUUGACCUUGUAGUGCGCUGCACGCUUGACACUGUUAAUGUGGCUACUUAAGCUGGGACUUAUUUUUCGCUUGGGUGCUUUUUUCUUUUUGAGUAUUUGUGUGGAACCUAAUUGGUGAUUUACUUGAAGACUGACUCCCCACUUGGGAUGUCCCUGUGAUUUAGCUGCAUCUGAAGAAAUGGUGGUGGUCUUGACUAUGUGCUGUGUGCCGUGGUGUAGGGUGGAAAUAAACCAAAAAUUUUUAUCUCAGACCUUUUUCUCAUUGUACCAAUGUUUUUAUGGAUGAUGGAGAAUAAAUUUUGAAGGAUUACAAUGUAA